CCACAACCUACGACUCGGACAAGCAAAGCCUACUCUCUACUCUUCUUAAAGGCAACACCCGCAGUCUCGAAAGAACAAACAACCUCUCCCCACUCUUCAAUUACUACUACCACCACUGCACACAUAAUGGCUGAGCCUGUUCACCACGCCGAGCUCGUCGACGAGCACCCCGGCCACCAGCACGACUACCCCCCUCCCCCGCGUCUCCGCGGUGAGGGUGGCCGUCCCCUCCCCUUCAUCGGCCCCGACUUUGCCGCCUACAAGACCGAGUACGAGAAGUCGGUCGGCCCCAACGCCGACAAGUGGUGGGCUGAGAAGGCCAACACCGAGCUCGACUGGUACCAGCCCUUCAAGACUGUCCGCGCUGGUGGCUUCGAGGCGGGUGACAUCCAGUGGUUCCCCGAGGGUGUCCUUAACGCCUCGUACAACUGUCUCGACCGUCACUACUACAAAAACCCCAAGAAGACGGCCAUCAUCUACGAGGCCGAUGAGCCCGGAGAUGCCCGCGAGAUCUCGUACGAGGAGCUCUUCCAUGAGACCAACCGCAUCGCCAAUGUCCUCCGCUCGUGGGGUGUCAAGAAGGGCGACACCGUCUCCAUCUACCUCCCCAUGACCUGGCAGGCGGCUGCGGCCUUCCUCGCCUGUGCCCGUGUCGGUGCCGUCCACUCGGCCGUCUUUGCCGGCUUCUCUGCUGAGUCGCUCCGCGACCGUGUCAACGACUGCGAGUCCAGGGUCCUCCUUACCUCGGACGAGGGUCGCCGUGGUGGCAAGUCGAUCGCCACCAAGGCCAUUGUCGACGCCGCCCUCAAGGAGUGCCCUCUUGUCGAGAAGGUUCUCGUCCUCCGCCGCACUGGCAACAAGGUCUCCAUGACCCCCGGCCGUGACUUCUGGUGGGACGAGGAGGCCGAGAAGGUCCCCACCUACUCUCCUCCCGAGCAGAUGAGCUCGGAGGACCCCCUCUUCAUCCUCUACACCUCGGGCUCGACUGGCAAGCCCAAGGGUGUCGUCCACUCGACCGCCGGCUACCUCCUCGGUGCCCUCCUCACCGUCAAGUACGUCUUCGACGCCCACCCAGAGGACAAGUUUGCCUGCAUGGCCGACGUCGGAUGGAUUACCGGCCACACCUACAUUGUCUACGGUCCCCUCGCCCUCGGUGUCACCACCACCGUCUUCGAGUCGACCCCCGUCUACCCCACCGCCUCGCGCUACUGGGACUUUGUUGACAAGUGGAAGGCUACCCAGCUCUACACGGCCCCCACCGCCAUCCGUCUCCUUCGUCGUAUGGGCGAGGACGCCGUCAAGAACCACGACCUCUCGUCGCUCCGUGUUCUCGGCUCGGUCGGUGAGCCCAUCAACCCCGAGGCGUGGCACUGGUACAACGAGUUUGCCGGCAAGAAGCAGUGUGCCAUUGUCGACACGUACUGGAUGACUGAGACUGGCUCGCACGUCGUCACCCCUCUCCCCGGAGCCAUCGCCACCAAGCCCGGAUCGGCCUCGUUCCCCUUCUUCGGCUACGAGCUCGACAUUAUCGACCCCACCACGGGCCAGAAGCUCGAGGGUGACGACGUCGAGGGCGUCCUUGUCUGCUCCAAGCCUUGGCCUUCCAUUGCCCGUACCGUCUACCGUGACCACAAGCGUUACCUCGACACGUACAUGCGCCCCUACCCCGGAUACUUCUUCUUCGGUGACGGUGCCGCCCGUGACGAGGACGGCUACCUCUGGAUCAAGGGACGUGUCGACGACGUCAUCAACGUCUCUGGCCACCGUCUCUCGACCGCCGAGGUCGAGUCUGCCCUCAUCCUCCACAAGGGUGUUGCCGAGACUGCCGUUGUCGGUGCUCACGACGACAUCACUGGCCAGGCCGUUUACGCUUUCGUCACGAUGAAGCCCGAGUUUGAGAUCUCGUCCGAGGCCGAGCUCUCCAAGGAGCUCUCGAUCCAGGUCCGCAAGGUCAUUGGCCCCUUCGCUGCCCCCAAGAAGAUCUACCUCGUCAACGACCUUCCCAAGACCCGCUCGGGCAAGAUCAUGCGCCGUAUCCUCCGCAAGAUUGUCUCGGGCGAGGGUGACCAGCUUGGCGACCUUUCGUCCAUCUCGGACCCCUACGUCGUCCAGCACAUCAAGGACGUUGUUGCCGCCAAGAAGUAAAGUUCUGGGAGGCGCAAACGAGUAAACAAGGAGUAAUUGGGAUUUGGGGAUUGCCGGGCUCAUCGGCGAUCUGCCGUAGUAGGGUGUAGCCACCUAAAAACGUCACCAAGGGUUGGUGACUGGUGGCAGCUCAGACCUUUCAGAAGCUAUUUGUGGGUUUGGACUGGAAGUAGUUUGUAUAUGCAUUCUGGUUGUGUCAA
Molecule: messenger RNA, 2345 nt
Organism: Vanrija pseudolonga
Lineage: Eukaryota; Fungi; Basidiomycota; Tremellomycetes; Trichosporonales; Trichosporonaceae
Gene: ACS-1
Product: Acetyl-coenzyme A synthetase
Exons: 2
Coding region: 127-2145 (672 amino acids)
Cellular component (GO): cytosol
Molecular function (GO): AMP binding; acetyl-CoA synthetase activity
Source: RefSeq, a predicted model, not a curated record